AUGGUUGCAAAAAAGAGAGAAGCAAAAAUAAUUUCUACAAAGAACAUAAAUAAAAAUGCAAGAAAAGCAACUAAAGAAAAGCCAAUUAGAGAAAAACCAACUAGAGAAAAGCCAAAUAGAGAAAAAUCAACUAGAGAAAAAUCAACUAGAGAAAAACCAACUAAUAAAAAAACUACAAAAGGAAAGGGAGAUUCUUCAAAUAAGCAAAAGCUGAAACCCAAAAAAUUAAUCAAUAAAAAAGAAAAAGUCGAUAAGAUGACGAAAAAAGAAAAAUCUUCUGUACCAGAAAAUGUGAAAAAACCCACUACCAAGAAACCUAUAAAAAAGAAGAAAUGA
Messenger RNA from Plasmodium gonderi, 336 nucleotides. RefSeq lists its product as hypothetical. The record is from RefSeq and is a predicted model, not a curated record. The transcript has 2 exons. Bases 1 to 336 code for a protein of 111 amino acids. Lineage: Eukaryota; Apicomplexa; Aconoidasida; Haemosporida; Plasmodiidae.